GAGACUCAGAGCCACAGCAGCCUGCUGUCUCACAGAGCAAGAGGGUAUCAGGAGCAGCCAAGUCGUCUCCCUCUCUGCCUCUGUGAAGGGCGCGAAUGGGCAGAGCAGAACUUCUAGAAGGGAAGAUGAGCACCCAGGAUCCCUCAGAUCUGUGGAGCAGAUCCGAUGGAGAAGCUGAGCUGCUCCAGGACUUGGGGUGGUAUCACGGCAGCCUCACACGCCAUGCAGCCGAAGCACUUCUCCUCUCAAAUGGAUGUGACGGCAGCUACCUUCUCAGAGACAGCAAUGAGACCAGCGGGCUGUACUCUCUCUCUGUGAGAGCCAAAGAUUCUGUUAAACACUUUCACGUUGAAUAUACUGGAUAUUCAUUUAAAUUUGGCUUUAACGAAUUCUCGUCUUUGAAGGAUUUUGUCAAGCAUUUUGCAAAUCAGCCUUUGAUUGGAAGUGAGACGGGCACUCUGAUUGUUCUAAAGCACCCCUACCCAAGAAAAGUGGAAGAACCCUCCAUUUAUGAAUCUGUCCGAGUUCACACGGCGAUGCAGACGGGAAGAACAGAAAAUGACCUUGUGCCUACGGCACCUUCUCUCGGCACCAAAGAAGGUUACCUCACCAAACAGGGAGGCCUGGUCAAGACAUGGAAAACAAGAUGGUUUACUCUGCACAGGAAUGAACUGAAAUACUUCAAAGAUCAGAUGUCACCAGAACCAAUUCGGAUCCUGGACCUAACAGAAUGUUCAGCUGUACAAUUUGAUUAUUCACAAGAAAGGGUAAACUGUUUUUGCUUGGUAUUUCCAUUCAGGACAUUUUAUCUCUGUGCAAAGACCGGAGUAGAAGCUGAUGAGUGGAUCAAGAUAUUACGCUGGAAAUUGUCACAAAUAAGAAAACAGCUCAACCAAGGGGAAGGCACAAUCCGAUCUCGGUCAUUCAUCUUUAAAUAGAUCUUUCUUGCCAAGGAAUGCUCUGGCCCAGGAGCAAGGCGAAUGUUCCCUGAUGCUGUGAUCUGCAGCAGGCUUCAAAUGAAAACUAAGGAUUUUCCUUUAAAAAGAAAUCAGAAGCAGAUGUUGAUUGGGAUCCAUACACCAUGUUGCUGACUCACGGAAAACUGCUGCCCUUCCAACAUGUUUGCCAACUCCUUGAGAAUACUGACACCAUUCUGACAGAAAGUGCUUAAUCCACCACUCUUAGGUCUGCUCACUCUUAGAACACACAAUGUACGAGGAAGGUUUUUUGUUUUCACUCAUUGUGGUCCCAAGCCAAUUGACACUAGUUGCCUAGAGUCCCACUGAGUCACGGUCAGCCUGUUUGAGACCCAGGUUGUGCUAUUAACCAGGAAGGAAACAGGUACUUGGGGGUUUAGAAGACUUCUGUAGGAUUUAUAUUGUGAUAGCAAACAUCAAAUAUUUUCAGGAAAGAGGUUUUUUUUUUUUUUCUCCCUCUGUUAUGCAAAAAACAAAACAUUUCCAAAACUAAAAUGGAAAAUGCUUGUGGUAUUUAUUUUCUCUUUUUAAAAUGCUCAGAAAUUUGGUGGGUCCUUUGCUUCUAAUGAUGAAACUGUGAGAGCUAAAUGUCCUAUGGGUGAUUAGGUAGUAUAAUAAAGGUAAAUGAAGUCACAAUUUUAAAAACAUUAUUUUCACCCUUUUUGGGGUAAAUGUUUUAAAGAGUGAGAAAACAAAUUAAAGAAGGGUGAUAAAGUAGUAGAUAACUUUUAGUUUAAUAAUAAUAAUUAUUAUAGCAAUAAUAAUAGAGCACUUGUAAGCACUAAGUUAUCUUUAUCCAACAUUUCUCCAAAUGGACUGAAAGAAACUUCACAAGGAAAAUAUAUUAUAACAAUUCCUCUUCCAGAUUUAGUUGUAUAGAGUUGGCCCAAGAGAUGUAAGAAGAAUCUUGCAUUGCUCCCUAAGCACCCCGGGCCUUAUUAAAGAGCAACUUUCAUUUCCAGUUGGGGGAGUAACACUAAAGCUACAUGAAAUACGUAAUAAUAUGUAAUAAUAUGUUACAAAGCUUUUUCAAACUUAUAUAGGGAGACAAAUAGAAGAAUGAGAUACUGGUGUCCACAGCUCAUUGGCAGACUCUAACCCCUUUGUUUAGAAAGAAGUUUGAAAGGGGAUAAAAAUGCUUGAAGAGCCUGAGAGUAAAAAGAUCAUGGUGCAAAGCUGUGAUAUAAACUGCUACUGCAGUCCAAAGGGAUACCUUUCUAAAGAAGUUUCUUAUUUAAACAUCUAAGACUCAGAAAUUACAUUAAAGUUUUGAAUAUUUCAACAACAUUUUAAAUGUAUUUUUAAAUGUUUGUUAUAUGGGAUAAAGCAAAUGUCGAAUUAAAA
Saimiri boliviensis boliviensis (Bolivian squirrel monkey) is the source of this 2321-nucleotide messenger RNA. RefSeq names its product dual adaptor of phosphotyrosine and 3-phosphoinositides 1 (gene DAPP1). NCBI's taxonomy places the organism in Eukaryota, Metazoa, Chordata, Mammalia, Primates, Cebidae. The record is from RefSeq and is a predicted model, not a curated record.